This is a messenger RNA of Cephus cinctus (wheat stem sawfly), 1430 nucleotides long. It is a transcript of the gene Cnep1r2, whose product is annotated as nuclear envelope phosphatase-regulatory subunit 1. The transcript has 4 exons. NCBI's taxonomy places the organism in Eukaryota, Metazoa, Arthropoda, Insecta, Hymenoptera, Cephidae. Bases 163 to 567 code for a protein of 134 amino acids. Gene Ontology annotation, cellular component: Nem1-Spo7 phosphatase complex; cytoplasm. The record is from RefSeq and is a predicted model, not a curated record.
ACUCGCCGUUACGAUUUAGCGCCAUGAUUUUGGUAUCGCCUAAAACCGUAGCGUUGUGCAUCUCCAUGCUGAUCUCUGAUCCCACUCUUAUUUUCCUUCAUACGGUGGGAUUCAAGUUUUCAUCAUUAGUACUAGGAUUGUGGGGUAAAAAAAAGAAAAAAAAUGUCGCUGGACCAAACAGUAUGUGAAGACUUGAAGGCCUUCGAGAGACGGCUAACCGAGGUUAUUACCAGUCUUCAACCAUCGACACGUCGAUGGAGAAUCCUGCUUACAGUGCUCCUGGGAUUCAUCUCGGUUUGUACAGCAGUAGGAGCGUGGCAUUGGCUCACAGAUCCAAAUACAUCAGCAGUUUCCUUCACACAGAGUCUGUGUAAUCAUCCGUUCUUUACACUGGCCAGUAUCUUACUAGUGAUACUAUUUAUGAUGGGUGUACACAGAAGAGUUAUAGCACCAAGCAUAAUAACUCAACGUGCACGUAAUGUAUUGUGUGACUUCAAUAUGAGUUGUGACGAUACAGGGAAGUUAAUCCUGAAGCCAACGAGACCAACCCAUCCGCACGAAACGUAGAGAAAAUUCAUAGCUAUAACUAGUUUCCAAAACGUGUUCAUACUUGCCCACCAUAGUAUACAGAGAAUCUUGGAAUAAUGUAUGUCCUUAAUUUGUAUCGCAGAGUAGUGCGCAAGUAAUUAAUUCAGAGCAACACUUUUUGAAUUACGUAUUGCUUGUGUUACAACCGCGCGUAAAGAUAAGGAAUAAGUGUAAUGAGAAUAUCAUUCGCAUACAUUCAUUCCAAACAUUCUGUUCUAGCAAUAUCGAACCAUGCAGUUUGAUGACUAUGACAAUAGGCAAGUAAUUUUCAGUUACUGAUUUCCCAUAAGCCAGGUGAUGGAUACUGACAAAAGUCUGACCUCGUGUCCGCGUUUAUAUUGGCAGGUUCCAAAAAGAAGUGUUUUAGAAAAAAAUUAAUCAGCUUCGAUGCGUACUCUUUGGUGUGCUAAAGAAUAUUCUAUGCAGUCACAGUGAACUAGAAACAAGAACGUAAAAGUAAGAUUGCAUUCUCGAUUACGCGAAAUUAUUAACUCCGAAAAAAUGGAAUCCGAUUGGAAUUAUUCCAUAUUUCCAAAAUUGUUGCCGAUAGCUCUUGUCAAAGCGUGUUGCAGAACUACUCAAAGUGGCAUUGAGAAUUAUUUUACAAAUACUUAAAACGGUGCUUGAUAACCUAUGUGUGCGAUAAGUAUAUACUCGAUUUUUUCGAUUGUACAAUGAGAAGGACAAACGAUUGAUGAAGCCUGAGGGGCUGACUGUAAAUUUGUUAAUAUGUAUUUAAUUAAGUCGAAGCUACGCAGAUUAUGCCGAUACACAAUCUAGAAAAACUUAUACACAAUUGUAUUUAUUAUGAUAAAUGUAAUAUAGAUUUUGUUUACAAAUAA